Messenger RNA from Salvia hispanica, 1546 nucleotides. Its product is annotated as Glycine cleavage T-protein family. Lineage: Eukaryota; Viridiplantae; Streptophyta; Magnoliopsida; Lamiales; Lamiaceae. The record is from RefSeq and is a predicted model, not a curated record. Gene Ontology annotation, cellular component: mitochondrion; glycine cleavage complex. Gene Ontology annotation, biological process: glycine catabolic process. Gene Ontology annotation, molecular function: protein binding; aminomethyltransferase activity.
AAAGGGGGAAAGGGUAAUUGAAUAUCUAUCACCACUCACUCAAGAUUGGUCUUGAUCUUGCUGAGAGAGCCUCCUCCACCCACUAAAUCCUUUAUUUCUUUUACCCAUUUUACCCAAUUUCAAUCAAAUAACGUAAAUUAUACCGCAAAUCGAAUAUAUAUGCAUCGUAUAGAUACUUGACAAGAAAAAAGAAUCCUUCAUCAGUUGUUGAGGUGCUUAUAAAUAUGAGGGGAGGGGGAUUGUGGCAGCUUGGUCAAUCAAUUACCCGUCGCUUGGCUCAGUCGGAUAAGAAAACAGUUGCUCGUCGAUGCUUUGCAUCAGAGGCGGACCUCAAGAAGACAGCUCUGUACGACUUCCAUGUCGCCCAUGGUGGGAAGAUGGUCCCUUUUGCAGGCUGGAGCAUGCCGAUUCAGUACAAGGACUCGAUCAUGGACUCCACGCUCAACUGUAGGGAGAACGGCAGCCUCUUUGAUGUUGCACAUAUGUGUGGUCUGAGUCUCAAAGGAAAAGACUGCAUCCCCUUUCUUGAGAAGCUCGUGAUUGCUGAUGUCGCUGGCCUUGCACCCGGAACAGGGACUUUGACUGUUUUCACUAAUGAGAAAGGUGGUGCGAUCGAUGAUUCAGUUAUCACUAAGGUGACUAAUGAGCACAUUUACUUGGUUGUGAAUGCUGGAUGCAGAGACAAAGAUCUUGCCCAUAUCGAGGAACACAUGAAAGCGUUCACAUCGAAAGGUGGGGAUGUUUCUUGGCAUAUCCACGAUGAACGAUCUCUUUUGGCCCUCCAGGGACCCCUUUCUGCCCCGGUUUUGCAGCACUUGACGAAAGAAGAUUUGAGCAAACUGUACUUCGGUGAGUUCCAGGUGUUGGAUAUCAACGGGUCACUUUGCUAUCUCACAAGAACAGGGUACACCGGUGAAGAUGGUUUUGAAAUAUCAGUCCCGUCUGAGAAUGCAGUCGAUCUGGCAAAAGCCAUUCUGGAGAAAUCCGAAGGCAAAGUGAGGCUGACAGGGCUAGGUGCUCGGGACAGUCUUCGUCUAGAGGCUGGCUUAUGCUUGUACGGAAACGACAUGGAGCAACACACAACCCCUGUCGAAGCAGGACUCACAUGGGCCAUAGGGAAGCGGAGAAGGGCAGAAGGCGGAUUCUUGGGCGCAGAUGUGAUACUGAAGCAGAUUGAGCAAGGGCCAUCUAUCAGGAGAGUCGGGCUCUUCUCUGCUGGCCCGCCUGCCAGGAGUCACUGCGAGAUUCAAGACGAGAAGGGCCAGAACAUAGGCGAAGUCACGAGUGGAGGAUUCAGCCCUUGUCUAAAGAAGAACAUAGCCAUGGGGUAUGUGAAAUCUGGACACCACAAGAAUGGCACCAAACUGAAGAUCGUCGUACGAGGGAAGGUCUACGACGGAUCCAUCACUAAAAUGCCUUUUGUUCCUACCAAGUAUUACAAGUCACCUUGAUUUUUUCUUAUUUGUUCAAUAACUGUUGCUUCUGAGGUACUACUUUUUCUGGUGAACUCAAAAAUGGUGCAAAUCAACUAUCAAAUUUCAUGUCA